Molecule: messenger RNA, 1930 nt
Organism: Marmota monax (woodchuck)
Lineage: Eukaryota; Metazoa; Chordata; Mammalia; Rodentia; Sciuridae
Exons: 1
Coding region: 393-1622 (409 amino acids)
Cellular component (GO): Golgi apparatus
Source: RefSeq, a predicted model, not a curated record
GGCCGCCGGCCUCAGCUGUCUUGGCUCAACCGCGCGCCACGUCCCAUCGCCGGCCGCGGGCGCUUCCCAGCCGUAGGAGGGCCACCGGGCCGCUGCGGGCCUGCCGCGCCCGGAUGCAUCGGUCACCACAGGGGAGCAUUCACCUUGGUGCCACACGUGCCACAAAGCAUGCCACGGCCUGGGGGUGCCUUGCCAAGCUGCUCUCACCUACGCAGCCAGACCUCACCUGUCGAGCACUGCAGUGCCAAGCCCACAGCUCCCCGAGGAGGAAGAUGGCCCAGCCUGCAAGCACUCCCUGAGCAGCUGCCUCUGAUCCUUCAGCCAAGCAGAAAGCUACCGCUGACAGCCUGAGAGCCUCAGGGACGGCCCUGCCCUGCUCAGACUCCCCCAAGAUGUGGACAGCCCUCAUGCUGGUUUGGCUUUCCUCCUUGUCCUUAUUUGGAAGCCAAGUGGCAUCUCAGGAGCCAGGGUCCCUAAUCCCUAACAAGACAGAAAAUGUGUUAGUGAAGAAAAAUGCUUCCCUGGACGCUGAUGACAAAACCACCACAGUGACACACGCUCCUGUCAUGUUGACCCAAGGGACUGUGGCAGCCAAGCUUACCUUUGCUCCAGCCUCAGCAGAGACGACACAGAAGACAAAUGUGAGCACUCCAGCGGCUGCCCCCCCAUCGCCUAUCCCCACAUCUGUACAAAGGACCCCAUCCACAGCAGCUGCCGGACCGCCGUCUCCCAGCUCGCCCCUCGCAGGAGGACCCCCGUCUCCCGGCUCGCCCCUCACAGGAGGACCCCCAUCUCCUGGCUCGCCCCUCUCAGGAGGACCCACGUCUCCCAGCUCGCCCCUCACAGGAGGACCACGUGGCAGUGCACUGCCCGGAGCAGCAGCAGUGGCAACAGAGGCCACGCGGGCCCUGGCUGCUAUUGCGACCAGUACCAGCCGUCCCAGCAGCACGCUCCGUCCUGCAGAGCACACGCCCCGCAGCUCCACGGCAAGCCCCGCACCCCCGGCCCGUCCCCAAGCACAAGAUCCCACCGUCCGGGUGUUGCCAAGCCAGCCAGUGCUCAACACAACAGGGUGGUCCACACGCCCCCCAGACACCACCCCAGAGCCCACCACCACCCACUCCGAGACUCCAGUGUCCUCGACAGUGGAGACUGUGGUUUCCUUGACGGCAGUGACUGCCACCCAGGUACGAGCCGAGAAGCCAGCUGCCAGCACAGUGCCAGUGCCUCACACCAGCCCAACCCCUGAGGUGGAGGCCACAUCCCCCACCACUCAGCCAAGCCGGUCAUCACCCACCCAGGGGGCCAGUGGCCCAGGCACACUACAAACACCGGAGCAGGUGAAAACCAAGACCACACCUGGUGCUGCCUCCACGGGGCCCACACCCACGGACAUGUGCCCACUCAGCACCCAAGGCCAGUACCUGGUGGUCACCACCGAGCCCCUGACCCCGUCCUUGGUGAACAAGACGUUCCUCCUGGCGGUGCUGGUGCUCGGGGUGACCCUGUUCAUCACAGUGCUGGUGUUGUUUGCCCUCCAAGCCUACGAGAGCUACAAGAAGAAGGACUACACGCAGGUGGACUACCUGAUCAACGGCAUGUACGCAGACUCCGAGAUGUGACCGCGGAGCGGGCGGCCCCUCCUCCGCCCUCCAUUCUGCCUCUAAACCAAACCAAGUGCUUCCAGAUCUCUCGGUGCAAUUCAGAGAUAAGCCAGAUGCUUAGGCACAUUUAAUCCAUGUCAGAUUAACUCCUCCAUCACGAAAGAGUUGCUGCUUUUCAUAUUUAUUUUUGUAAAUGAUCAUGUGCUUGGGAGCAGCCAGGAUCCUGCUGUGGGUGGGGCGGCAGGCAGGUGGGCAGGCCCUGGCCCGCCCGGCCCCAGUGUGUCAGAUCCUGACCAGAAUUAAAGCGAUGUCUGCUCUCUAAAAAA